Oldenlandia corymbosa var. corymbosa is the source of this 675-nucleotide messenger RNA. The record is from the annotation of a GenBank genome assembly. Lineage: Eukaryota; Viridiplantae; Streptophyta; Magnoliopsida; Gentianales; Rubiaceae.
AUGACCAUCUCAGAAGAAGUUCUAAAAGAGGAAGCAAAAAUACAAGUAGGGAAAGGGGAAAUGAUUCAAAGGAGCAAAGGCAAGGAGAAGAUGACAACUAGUCUAGGUUUCCAUAUCUUGAUAGAAGUGGAUGAAGAGCUGCAACCUAUAGAAGGGAAGAAGGAUACUCAACAUCAACUAAACUUGACUUCAGAACAUGCUGAGGCUAAGGUGGAUGCUCCGUAUGAUCCAGCUGUGUAUGGAUCUAACCAAGGUGGGGAGAGGGAAGAGUUAUGGGAAACCUUAAUUGGUUUAUCUGGGACAGUUGAUGGAAGCUGGGUAGUGAUUGGGGAUUUUAACAAUGUGAUGCAAAGGGAGGAAAGGUUGGGAGGACAUGGUGUAAGCCUGACUGAGAUUCAAGGGAUGCGAAGAUGCAUAGAGGAAUGUGAGAUGCAAGAUAUAAAGCAGAUUGUUGAGAAGGGGUGGAAACAGGAAGAUGGAAGAGUUAAAAUGUAUCAGGUGGUGUGGAAACUCAAGAGACUCAAGGCUGAUUUGAAACAACUGAAUCGCACAAAAUUUGCUGAUAUCCAAAUCAAAGCAGAUCAACUCAGGGAGCAAUUGCAACAACUGCCAGAGGAAUUGAGUCAUAGGCCUCAAGAUGAAGUACUACAAGCAAAGGAGAAAGAGAUGUAUUAG